This is a messenger RNA of Meleagris gallopavo (turkey), 2360 nucleotides long. Its product is annotated as neuropeptide Y receptor type 2-like. Gene Ontology annotation, molecular function: neuropeptide Y receptor activity. The record is from RefSeq and is a predicted model, not a curated record. NCBI's taxonomy places the organism in Eukaryota, Metazoa, Chordata, Aves, Galliformes, Phasianidae. Gene Ontology annotation, biological process: G protein-coupled receptor signaling pathway. Gene Ontology annotation, cellular component: membrane.
UUGAGGGGGCUGUUCUCCCCCCCAUGCUCUGGGAACAUCUCCUUGCCCAGGUGAAGUGACUCAAACACAUUGUCCAAGUUGGAAAUCCUGCACUGGAAACAAACCUGACUUCUCUUCAAAGAAGAAAGUUGGCAGGUUAAGGAGCCUUGUUCCUUCUGCUUCCCUGUACUGGCUGCAGAGUGUUUUCCUGGGCUCCUGCAAGCUUGGAUUCUGGAAAUUUGGACAUGCUGCUGCUUUGGGGCAGUGCUGAGCACCCUAAAACAAAAGCUCGCUCUGGUUCCUAGCUCCACACAGAAUCUGGCUCUGGAAUAGAAACAGACGUUGCCAAGUGGCUAAAACAUCUCACCGUCACCUUUACUGGUAUCACAAAGUACAGAAGGGUUUGCUCCUAGUGCUCCUGUAGGUGCUAUGUGAGUAGGUGCACAGAGCAGAGUUGGCUGUGGGGUGGAUGGGGAAGGCUCCCUUGGGAUGUGGGACCUGCAGACCCUCUGCUUGCCCACCCUGGCUGUGACCCCAGCCCUGCCACGGGGGAGCUGUGUGGUGGGGUGGAUGGAUGCUCACCCAGCUGGUGGCACAGCCCGAUCCCAAGGCUAUCCCUGGAGAGGGAGCUGGAUGUGGAGGAAAAGCUCCUGUCUCCUCGAUGCAAGAAGCCCCUCAGUGGCUGAGCACUGUAUAAACAGCAGCAGCAGGCUCCCUCCCCCUUUCCAUUUCUGUUUGUUAAACACACGCUCCCUGCCUUUCUCUCAUUCAGGAGCUAACACGACAUCCAGCUUUGUGAGACGGGGGCUGUCAGUCACUCCUCAGAGGCAGCAGGGCACCAAGGCUUCCCCGGGUGAUGGAGCACCCCGCAGCAGCCCCGAUCCUUGCCUGACUUCCUCGCUGUUCUGAAGCCAGUUGCAGAAAAGUGUUUUCCACCCUCUGGCCACAGGUUGACUCCAGGAGAGAAGACGGGACGGGUCCCAGCCCGCAAUGAGGCCGUAGUGCGAGGAGAGCUGUUCCGAACCAGAAGGACACAGACCUCCUCCUCCCAUCCAAGGGUGCCAAGCCAGGCAUGGGACUGCUGCAGGGAGCCAACAGCACCCUCAUCAUGGAGAAGCAGGCAGUAGAUGAGAAGCUGCCACAGGGCUGGCACACCAAGGACUUCGUCACUCCCGGCCUGGACCUCUCUGGGUCCCGCAGUGUUAUGAUGGACAGCACCAAGAUCCCAGGGGUCCAGGUAGUUCUGAUUGCUGCCUACUCCCUCAUCAUCCUCCUGGGGUUCAUUGGCAACUCUUUGGUCAUCUACAUCAUAGUGAAGUACAAAACCAUGAGGACUGUGACCAACCUCUUCAUAGCUAACCUGGCCCUGGCAGAUCUGAUGGUGGACACCCUCUGUCUGCCUUUCACCCUAGUGUACACGCUGCUGGAUGAGUGGAAGUUUGGAGCUGUUCUUUGCCAUCUGGUCCCUUAUGCUCAAGCUCUGAGCGUGCACGUGUCCACUCUCACCCUGACUGUGAUUGCCCUGGAUAGGUACAGAUGUAUUGUGUUCCACCUGGACAGCAGGAUCUCCAGGAGGCUCAGCUUCACCAUCAUAGCCAUCAUGUGGCUGGCUGCAGCCAUCCUAGCAGGUCCUCUGGCCAUCUUCAGAGAGUUCCGCUAUGAGGAAAUCCCAUCUAUCGACCUCAAAAUGGCUGUCUGCUCCGAAAAAUGGCCUUCUGGUAAUAACAGAGAUGCCACUAUCUACAGCCUGUCCAUGCUCCUCCUGCAGUACGUUUUUCCUCUUGCAGUUAUUUGUUACGCUUAUACCAGGAUCUGGUUCAAGCUGAAAAACCAUGUCAGUCCCACAUCUCGGAAUGAAAACCAGUGCAGGAGGAGGAAGACCACCAAAAUGCUGGUGAUGGUAGUUGUGGUCUUUGCAGUCUGUUGGCUACCCUUCCACAUAUUCCAGCUUGCUAUUGAUCUUGAUCUGGUUCUUAUCUUCCAUGAAUACAAACUGCUGUACACCGUCUUCCACGUGGGAGCCAUGUGCUCUACAUUUGUCAACCCCCUCCUCUACGGAUGGAUGAACAAGAACUAUCGGAAUGGCUUCCUCAUGUUCUUCCGCUGCCAGAACAAGCCAGAAAGCAUCCACACCGAAGGCUCAGUGAGAGGGAGGUCAUACAUCUUCAGGGCCAGCACCCUAAAUGGGAGCAUCAGGCACGCUGCUGGCAAUGGACCCACAGAGGUUUAGGGAUGGGGUGUCCACCUCCAGAACUGAGGCUGACUGAGCGAAGACAUUCUUGGUGAACGCCUUUUUUGGGAAACAUUAUGUAGCUACUGCAGCCGCAUAGAAAUACCUCUUGUAUCUCUCAGUACAAUAAAUCUGGUGUAUUUCUCCCUGA